Messenger RNA from Mizuhopecten yessoensis (Yesso scallop), 2561 nucleotides. Its product is annotated as fasciclin-1-like. The transcript has 13 exons. NCBI's taxonomy places the organism in Eukaryota, Metazoa, Mollusca, Bivalvia, Pectinida, Pectinidae. The record is from RefSeq and is a predicted model, not a curated record. Bases 8 to 2518 code for a protein of 836 amino acids.
UUUUAAAAUGUCGGCGGUCAUAUCUCCACGACGAAGUAUUUUUGUGAUUUUAGUGGUUUUGUGUGGUUUGGAAUGUUGUUCUGGACAAGGAGCUGGGUCGGGAACUGUGCUGAGUAUUCUACAACAAAAUAAUGGACUUGGAAAGUUUGCGUCUCUGAUAGCCCGAGCGGACCUUACGUACCUGUACAAUUCCAAUGGCCAGUUCACCGUGUUUGCCCCGAACAACACCGCAUUUGAGAGCAUAUCGUACGAUGAACGAAGUGAAAUCGACAGCUGGCCUGACAGGUCACCACAACUUCAAAACUUCGUCAAGUUUCACACGUUGAUAAACAACAGGCUGACCACAGGAGAUAUGCAGGACAAUCAGGCGUACCAGAGUAUGGCGUCCAAUGGGGAAAGAAUCUUCAUCAACCGUCGCCAGCGGACCAGCUCAUUCGCGAGUUCGUAUUUUGGCCCCACUGUGUACUUCGUAAAUGGAGCAGAAAUCUCCAAUGACCAGAAGGACCUGAUCGCUACCAAUGGUGUGGUCCAAGGGCUUUCACGCUUCAUCGGCAUCUCUAGUAUAAAGAUGGCAUAUGGCUACAUAUCAGAUCCUGAUGAUCCGAAAGUGCAAACAAGCAUGUUUUACAAUCUAAUCUCGCAAUAUCUACAGGACGGUUACUACAGCACACUGGCUGAGCUCUCUAACCGCGACGAAAUGGUCACACUUUUUGUACCUAGCAAUGAAGCCAUGGCCAAAAUACCAUCAUCCAAACUUAGUUAUCUCCAGCAGAACCCUCGGAUAUUAAACAAUGUCCUUAAGGCUCAUAUCAUCCCGGAACAAGUGUUGUAUACGCAGUAUGUCAAUCAUAACGAGGGAUUCAGCGGCCGGCUCGGUCGAUUGAUAAGAUUCCGAAGACCUUAUGGGGACCAAGUGUACGUAAACAGUGAAGGAGUUGAUGCGUCCAUUGUGCAAGGAAACGUUACGGUAUACAACGGUGUCAUCCAUGUCGUCGACCACCUCCUCGGUUAUGUAUAUAACUCUGUUCGUGGAAUCAUCACUCGGGAGUCACCCGACUUUAACCAGUACCUUAACAAGGCCCAGCCGGAUACCAGUAACGCCCUUGUACAGGCUUCUGGAGUCAACGUGUUUGUCCCCAUUGACAAUGCCUUCAUCAAAAUACAGGGGGUACCAGGGGUCAACCUGGUCUCAGACCUUUCUCAGGUGGACAAGAUGAUUCGCCUCCACAUCCUUAAAUCGUACCAAUAUAUUGAGAUCUCCGCUAUCGUUGGAGGUUACGAGAGCCGACAGUACCGACAGACAAUGUACGAUGGCUGGAAUGUCACUGUGUACAACGAUAGGAACGAGGGCUGGGUCCAAGGAGGAUUUGUUAAAGCACGUGUUGUUCGCCCCGAUUUGAAAGCGAUCAACGGGAGAGUCCACCUUAUUGACGCCAUCUUGGGUAUUCCUUAUUUGGACUUACCCAUGUUAAUAUGCGAUGAUCUUUGGCUGCUGAGAACAUACGAUUACAUCCGGUCUGUAGGAAUGAAGAAUUACUUGACAGAUGAUCGCUUCACCGCAAAACGUUGCAACUUUGAGCUAUACGGCUACCCUCCUGGUUACGAUUACGCUAGCAACUCCUACGACAACAGUAACAACAAUUACAACACCAGUAACCAGGUGUCCCAGUAUGACAUGGGGAUGUGCUCUGGGUGUACGUUUACUUUCUUCGUGCCUAAUUCCACAGCAAUAGACUACUUCCAGAAGACAAGUAUUGGAAUGAAGAUUAUGAACGACACACAUCGACUUCAAUAUCUAUUCAAGAGACUGUUGUUUGAAGGACGACAAAUCUCCUUGCAGAACUUAUCCAACACAAACCAUAUCUUUACAGCUAAGACGGGCGAGUCUAUUCGUAUACUUAAGUCUAUGGACAGAGAUGUUAAGAUCCAGUUCAGUGGGGUAACAGCCAACGUCAUCAGCAUGGAUAUCGGCGCCACAAAUGGUCUCAUACACAUCAUUGAUCGUCUGUUGUACGUCCAGGAAGACUUGACUCGCGACGUUUCACGGGGCGCUGAUGUCACAAUGCCUCCACUGACAGGGACCAUCACACAGCCUCCACUGACAGGGACCAUUACACAGCCUCCACUGACAGGGACCAUCACACAGGAUCCACUGACAGGUACCAUCACACAGCCUCCACUGACAGGGACCAUCACACAGGAUCCACUGACAGGUACCAUCACACAGCCUCCACUGACAGGGACCAUUACACAGCCUCCACUGACAGGGACCAUCCCACAGCCUCCACUGACAGGUACCAUCACACAGCCUCCACUGACAGGGACCAUUACACAGCCUCCACUGACAGGGACCAUCACACAGCCUCCACUGACAGGUACCAUUACACAGCCUCCACUGACAGGGACCAUCCCACAGCCCCCACUGACAGGGACCAACACACAGCCUCAAUACAGCCUCCUCGUCAUCGUAACCAUGGCUAUUGGAAGUAUAUUCGUCAUCAAUCACAGGAUAUUCUAACACUUAAUAUUAUUUUUGUUUAAUUUUAAGUCAUAAAUCAGUA